AUGUCCUUAAUGUGCUUCCAUUUACAUGCUAGUAUAUGGCUUCACCAAUUCCUAAAGGCUAUGCGAGAUAAAGAAGGCAAUGUACUUAAGAAUGCUCAUAUACUCGGUUUCUUUCGACGAAUUUGUAAACUGUUAUUUUUCAACAUAAAACCUAUCUUUGUCUUUGAUGGAGGCGUGCCAGCGCUUAAACGCCGCACAGUGGCUGAACGUCGUCAAAGGCGCGAAGGAGCAGCCAACAUUGUGCAAAAGACUGCUGAAAAGAUGCUAGCUUCCCAAUUGCGUUUAAGAGCUAUUCAGGAAGUUGAAGGGACAAUAAAUGAUGAGAAGCAAAACAUAGGACAUAUACCUGAUAACGUUGUGUAUUAUGAUGAGAUAAACUUAUCACCACAUCAAAGAUAUAAACAAAAAAAGCAUGAUGAAUACGACUUACCCCCGAUGCAAGAAAGUUUUGAAUCGCUGUCGAAGAAAGAUGAUCUUCGAUUUGCAACAGAGGACGAUCUUAGGAGAUACAUUGAAGACUUUAAGCGCGAUUCCUCUCAGUUGUCACUUCUUGACUUAUUGCUUGUUAUACUCGAUCUGAACCAGACAGAAGACAUUGACAUUGACUCUGAACAUUUCCGAUCACUUCCAAUCGAAACGCAAUACGAAAUCGUUAGUGAGCUACGGUUAAAAAGCCGCCGGACUUCUUGGCAUCGCUUGAAUACCAUGUCGGCUUACCUUGACAAUCAUAAAAACACCGCUCUUGAUUUCUCCAAAUUGCAAAUAGAAAAUCUCGUUCAUAGGAACUCACUUACGCAAAAGCUGUUGGACGUUACUGGUUUGGGAUCUAAUUCAACAAAUGGAAAUCCUGUGAAAAUUGCUUCCGAGCGAAAUAAAGAAUAUAUUUUGAUUAAGAACACAAGCGAUAAGGGGGGUUGGACUAUUGGAAUAAAAGGAAGCAAAGCAGCGGGCACAAAGGCUGAGCCAGUCGAAGUGGAUACGAGUUCAGAUGAAAAAAGUGACGAAUGGGAAGAAGCCGAACAUACUGAUAAACGAACUAGUGAAGUUAUAGAAGUCAUCAGCGACGACGACGGCGGCGGCGGCAAUGACGUUGUAUUGUCAAAGAAAUUGGAUGAAGGCUCACUGGAAGGUGAAGCCACACUUGAGGAGAUCGAUGAUGUCGUAAUAUACGAUAGGGAAAACCUCUUGUUAAAUCCUGUUGCGUAUGUUCAUGAAGACGAAAGUAUUUCAUCGGUCAUGGCUAAGUUUGGACGAUUAGAACAAGACGAUACCCUUUCGCAUACUCACGCUCGGUCAAUCUCGCCCUCGAGUUCACCAGCACCACCCUCGCCUGCUCAAAGUCCGCAAAUUGUGACCUCUAAUAAUUUCGCUUGGUCUCCCGAAGAGCUUGACCUGCCUAUAGAUACCUUUUAUGGCAUUUGGAUCUCGCGUGCACCGAAUUCAUUCACUGCUGAAUAUCCUGAUCAUGAAAUACUAAUACAUGACGCAAUAUACAAAUGGAAUACGGAAGAGCUACAACGUGAACUCAAUAAUGUCACUAAAAAAUCGGGCAAAAUGAAGGAUGGGGAUUGUAAAACGUACGCAUAUUUGUAUUGGGAGUGUCUAUUAAAAGCAAUAAUCGAGCGGCGAAAGAUUGAAAAGGUAGAUAAUUUGGAAGGCGCUGCGAAAGAUACAGAAGAAGCGAUGGUCGAAACCAGUUCAUGGAAAGGCAAAAGUGUCGAUGUAUAUUCUGUCACUCAGGCAAGUGAUGAUGGAGCUUCCAGAAUGAAGCCAAUAAUCCUUGAUGAAUCUGAUGAUGAUAUGGGAGAUUUGCCUUCCCUGUCACAAGGAAAGUCUUUGUUUUCAUCAAAUGCUAUAGAGGUUACGUCUAUAGAAGAAUUUUCUGCGCAAGAGAGCAUGCCAUUCGAUCAUAUCAUAGCUUCUGAUAGUCCGGUCACCAUACCGGAAAUUACGAGGACGUCUUUUGUAGGGAAUUGUAGCGUUGUAGAUAGCUCUAAUGAUAGCGAUAUGGAAGAGGUCGUUACCGAGAUACCACAAUCAACAACAUCCAUCGAAAAAGUACCAUCCAUCGCGACUGUCCAAACUCCAAAUAUGGAAUCACCCUUAACUCGUAACCUUUCAGUCGAGUCACCUUUUUUCACAAAACAGGCUGUAUCCAAUAUAGACUCUGUUGCCACUAUCUCAUCCGCUUCUUCUUCCUCCGAAGAUGAAGGCGACCUUGACAACUAUGCCGCCUCGAAUGACGAAGAAUACUCGAUACCUUCCCGGCUGAACGAAGAAAACACCGAAUUCGCGCGGUUUAUAUCGGAAGUUAAAAAUAAAGACUUGGGUACCGUUCAGCGAGAACUAGACCAUGAAUUACAACAAUUGGAUGAGAAGCAAAGAAGUGAGCGACGAAUUGCCGAUGAUAUCACGCAGACGAUGAUUGAUGAUUGCCAACACUUACUUCGCCUAUUUGGCAUUCCGUAUAUAGUGGCUCCGAUGGAAGCCGAAGCUCAGUGCGCUGAACUAUGUCGGCUUUCGCUCGCGGACGCCAUCGUUAGUGAUGAUUGCGAUGUCUUUCUAUUCGGUGGUAGUCGCGUAUAUAAGAACAUGUUCAAUAAUCACAAAUAUGUCGAAUGUUACCUUGCUUCGGAUAUAGAGCGUGAGUUGCAUUUGGAUAGGGAGAAGUUGAUAAUAAUGGCACUCUUACUGGGAAGUGAUUAUGCGGAAGGAUUACAAGGAGUUGGCGUGGUUACCGCCAUGGAAAUAUUAAACGAGUUCCAAGGAGAAGAUGUGCUAGUUAGUUUUAGGGACUGGUGGAUAGAGGUGCAGAACGGAAGAGAUAAGGGCGGGGUAAAGGAAAGUGAGUUCAAGAGAAAUUUCCGUAAGAAACAGAAGGAUCUCUUCCUGUCCACAGACUUCCCAGAUAGACGCGUAUUUGACGCGUAUAUGCGACCACAAGUAGAUGAUUCAGAAGCGCACUUUGAAUGGGGACUUCCAGAUCUCGAUUCUCUACGAGAUUUUCUUAUGCGCAAUCUUUCGUGGCCAGAAGACAAAGUAGACGCUACUGUCGUUCCAGUCAUUAAGAACAUGACGCUCCAAAAGGACGCAGCAGCGAAAAGGCAUCAGCUAAAGAUCGACGCCUUUCUCACUUCAACUGUUGACGCGCCUACAACAAAGCGUAGGCGUGUUCACCGUAGCAGGCGUAUACAACGAAUUAUCGACCAAUGGAACCAGAAAACAAGCAUGUCCUCCAAAAAUAAUGACGACAGCGACAAUUCUCCCCAAGUUGUCAAAACCUCAUCAUCUGAACUUUCUUCCGAUACAGACAACACUCUCGAUGUAGCAUCUGCGCAAGUACGGAUUAGAAAGAAGAACAAGCCGAUAGGAAAGAUAAGAAAACGGAAAAGGCGGAUGCAUGGAUAA
Molecule: messenger RNA, 3408 nt
Organism: Paraglomus occultum
Lineage: Eukaryota; Fungi; Glomeromycota; Glomeromycetes; Paraglomerales; Paraglomeraceae
Source: the annotation of a GenBank genome assembly